Paramecium octaurelia is the source of this 214-nucleotide messenger RNA. The record is from the annotation of a GenBank genome assembly. NCBI's taxonomy places the organism in Eukaryota, Ciliophora, Oligohymenophorea, Peniculida, Parameciidae.
AUGAAAAUACUUCACUAAAAUUAAUAGCAAUAAUAAAUUCAAGAGAAUGACGAGUACUUUAAAAAAAGUAUAAUGUUAUUUGACUACAUUAGUUUCAAUUAUUAAGUAAUUGAAAAAGGUUGUGCAAGUUUUAAAAAGCAAAUUCAGAAGUACAAAGGAAUCAAUUGAUGUUUCCAAGAAAUAUAGCUAAUCUGACAUGGAAGAAUCGAUUUGA